This is a messenger RNA of Staurois parvus, 484 nucleotides long. Lineage: Eukaryota; Metazoa; Chordata; Amphibia; Anura; Ranidae. The record is from the annotation of a GenBank genome assembly.
UGCGCGGCUCAGGGGGCGCGCAGCGAUCGGCGAUCACCGAUCACAGAAAGAGCCGAAGAUGUCGGCUCGGUCAUGUGAUCAGCUGUGUCCAAUCACAGGUGAUCACAUGGCAGUGAUGAUCAGUGUGCCCUGAUGAUCAGUGUAGCCCCCGCAGUGCUAGCUUUCAGUGUCCAUCAGUGCCUUACGUCAGUGCUCAUCAGUGCCUUGUGCCAGUGCCCAUCAGUGCCACAUCAAUGCCACAUAUCAGUGCCUACCAGUACACAUCAAUGCAACAUAUCAGUGCCCAUCUGAGCUGCCUUUCAGUGUCACCCAUCAGUGCCAGUCAGUGCCACCUAUCAAUGCCAAUCAGUGCCACCUAUCAGUGCCAUGCCCAUCAGUGCCACCUAUCAGUGUCCAUCAGUGCAGCCUAUCAGUGCCCAUCAGUGCAGCCUCAUUAGCACACAUCAGUGAAGGAGAAAAAUCACUUAUUUACUAAAUUUUAUAA